This is a messenger RNA of Rotaria sordida, 480 nucleotides long. Lineage: Eukaryota; Metazoa; Rotifera; Eurotatoria; Philodinida; Philodinidae. The record is from the annotation of a GenBank genome assembly.
AUGAAUUUAUGUGAUCCAAAACAAAAAGCAUUUGCACAACGUGUCUAUUUUGAUCUGAAAAUUUGUCGUAAAUGGUCGAAACUUCAUGUAUAUUUUAAUGAGAUUAAUAAAUGGAUAUUUUUUCUUGGUAGACCAUCUGAUGAUCAACCAUUGACAUUUGUUUUGCCUAUAUCAAGUGAUGAACAAUUAACUGUUGAUGAUUUAUUUAAUUUAAGAUCAAAAUUAUCUUCGGCAUUACCAUCGAAUAUUGAUGAAAAUAUUCCAAGUGUAUUGAUGGCAAUUAUUGCAAAUGAUUUUACAUUAGGUUAUUUCAAUUUUUCAUUUGAUCUUUCAUCACCCAUCAUAACAAAAACAGAAACAGAAACUUCAAAUAAUCAAAUAAUAUCUACGAUUAAUGAUGACUUCACUACAAAUGAAAUGAAAAAAGAAAUAGUUAAUAAUGAAUGGCCUACAAAUGAGACAAAUGCUACUUGGGACUAA